Molecule: messenger RNA, 5049 nt
Organism: Physella acuta
Lineage: Eukaryota; Metazoa; Mollusca; Gastropoda; Physidae
Product: alpha-mannosidase 2
Biological process (GO): N-glycan processing; protein deglycosylation; mannose metabolic process
Cellular component (GO): Golgi membrane
Molecular function (GO): alpha-mannosidase activity; carbohydrate binding
Source: RefSeq, a predicted model, not a curated record
GCUAGGCCUAAUUAAUAAUUAUUUUUAAAAGAAAAAAUUUAUUUCUGACAUUGGCUGAUGGAAUCCAGGAGGAAUAGGGUUUGGCAUAGGCCUCAUACUGCUGUAGCAGCAAAAGACAAAAUGAUAUCUAGACUUGUACUGUCUAGAAUUGUUCAAAUUACCUCAUUGAGAUGUUUGAUGCUGACAGUCAUUGUUUACUUGUUUCUGGUUUGGCUAGGAUUUAGACAAUUAGAAAGCAAUGUAACCAACAUGAAAAAAUCUGGCCAAAUAUUUCUGCCCAAUAUAAAUGAGAAUGGCAGUCUGCAGCUAUAUGCUAAUGAAGAGUGUCAUGGCCUUCACAUUCCUGUCAGUAGUUAUAGAAGAAAUUUUAGUCUAAAUAUAACAGCACUAAGAGCUGACAUCUGCCCAGUGCAAGCAAGACCACUAAAAGCAAACAUUCAGGUAGAGAAAGAAUGGGAUUCUAUCAGUGUUAACUACCCCCAGUACGUGUACACUGUCAGUGGGUGGAUCCAGGUGAUUAGUGUCCCCAACUAUGACACAUCUCAGCCGCUGAGGGUCAUCAUUGUUCCACAUUCACACCAGGACCCAGGGUGGAAGGAGACUUUUGAUGGCUAUUUUCACAGUUAUACAAGAAAUACCCUGGAAAAUAUAGUCAAAUAUUUAGAUGCAAAUCCAAAGUGGAAAUUUCUUUGGUCUGAAGUUUCCUAUUUGGAGAAGUGGUUCAGUGUGCCAGAUCAAGGGAAGGAAGUCUUCAAAAAGCUAGUUGCCAAUGGGCAGAUUGAGAUAGUGAGUGGUGGGUGGGUCAUGACAGAUGAGUCUGUUGCACACUACACGGCAAUGUUGGACCAGUUAAUAGAAGGUCACAUGUGGCUUCAUCAGCAUUUUGGAAUAACACCCAACACAUCGUGGUCCAUAGAUCCAUUUGGUCACUCCCCAACAAUGACAUACUUCCUCAAAAAAUCUGGCAUUAAUCAUAUGGUAAUACAAAGAGUGCAUUUUGGCAUCAAAAGAAAUUUUGCCAAAAGAAGAAAUUUAGAAUUCAUGUGGCGACAGGCUUGGGACUCUGAUGGUAGUACAGGUGUGUUGUGUCACAUAAUGCCCUUCCUGCUUUAUGCCAUCCAUUAUUCAUGUGGCCCUGACCCUCAUGUGUGUUGCCAGUUUGACUUCCAUUCUGAUAAAUGUUUUAGAGGUACAGAAACAGUUUCAAAACUUACGGUGGAUGACACCAACAUUAGAAAACUUGCUUGGGCUCUCUGGGAACAAUACAGGAAGAAAGCUUUUCUCUAUCGUAAAAAUGUCAUCCUCGUACCCCAUGGGGAUGAUUUCCGCUACAGCUCAGAAAGUGAGUGGACGCAACAGUUUGGGAAUCUGAUCAAGUUAAUGGAGUACAUGAAUAAAGAUAAAGACAUGAACAUAAAGAUUGAGUUUGGUACUCUGUCAGAUUAUUUCAAAGCUCUAGAGGCUGAGGGUGGUGAAUCCAAAUCUGAAUCUUUUCCCUCUUUGACCGGGGAUUUCCUCCCUUACAAUGAUAGAGAUGACCAAUACUGGACAGGAUUUUACUCAGUGCGGCCAUUGCUGAAACACAUGGGCAGAGUUCUACAGGCAAAGACAAGAAUUACAGAGAUUCUGUUUUCUUUGAUCCUGGCUCAAACACCUGCCUUGACCAGGCAGGCGUACACCAAACACGAGGAAAUCAUCGUUGAAGCUCGUAGAACGGUUGGCUUGUUUCAGCACCAUGACGCCAUUACAGGAACCAGUAAAAGUAUUGUUAUGGCAGAUUAUGGAGGAAGACUGCAAGCCACAAUGAGUAAAGUUGAUAGCCUUCUCUCAUGGUUAAUGUUGAACAGCGUGCUCAAACAAGUUGAAAGGUUUCCUGACCUGCAGCCAAAUACAAUUUUUUUUACAGAAGAGUGGAACUCAAGAACUUCACCACCAGUUUUAAAAAUUAGCCAGUUUAAAGGGAAAUGGUUUGUUAUAGUUGUGAAUGCACUAACUGUAGAUUGGACAGCUCCAAUAACCAUUCGAACAUCUACUCCUACCAUUGUUAAAACAAGGACAGGAAGUCUAGUUCCAAGCCAGAUAAAUCCAGUUUUAGGACCUGGGUUACAGGCUGUGGCAGGCAUUUAUGAUGUUGUGUUUCUAGCCAGUCUCCCAGGCCUUAGUGUUGAAGUCUUUGAACUCACUGUUGAUGCUUCUUCUGCUAAUUACGCCAGUCUUACUUUGUUUGGAAAUGGAUUGCAUACUGAGUCAUUUAAUAUUGAAUUCAAAGCCAAGACCUCAGGGAAAGAAAUUAUUGAAAUAGAAAACACACUGUUAAAAGCUAUAUUUUCUUCUUGCACAGGGACUCUACAGCAUGUCUUAAGAAGAUCAGAUGAUGUAAUUUAUCAGACCACCAUACAAAUGAUGACGUAUGGAACUGGAUCAUGGUACAAUCCAUUUAAAGACAAAAGUGGAGCCUACAUCUUCAUGCCCGAUGGCCAAGCCAAAGAGAUAAAAAGCCACCACCCAAGUAUAGUCCUAUUGAAAGGCCCUGUUGUGUCUAGUGUGGUAACAAAAUUAAGUGGAGUUCGCCACACAGUUUCACUCUACAAUGUUACAGGCCCAAUGGGAUCAGGGGUUCACAUUGAUAACCUGGUUGACAUUUCAUCCAAGGAAUGGGAAAACAAGGAGCUAGUCAUGAGGAUCACAACAGAUGUUCUAAGUCAGGACUCCUCUGUUUGUGUGGACCUAAAUGGCUUUCAGAUGCAUAAAAAGAAAUGGAGAUCAAAAUUUUUGAUUCAGGGAAAUUUUCAUCCCAUGACUUCCAUGGCUUUUAUAGAAGAUGGGAAAUUAUCACGUAUGACGUUAAUUACAUCUGAAAGUCAUGGAUUUGCUUCCCUUAAACCUGGUUCAAUGGAAGUUAUCCUUGACAGAAGGUUGAUGCAGGAUGAUUGGCGUGGGUUGAAUGAGGGUCCUCACGACAACACGGAAAACCCCAGCAGAUUUAUCUUGGUGCCUGAGAGACGAGAUAGUCAGGGACAGACCAAAGGACCUGUUUGCUAUCCAUCUAUGUUAGCCCAUCUGCUAUCUUCUCACCUCAACAACCCACCACAAGCUGCAUUCUUUGAAGAUCCUAAAAGGCAAUUUGCUGAAAGUUCCAGUUUUCUUCAAGAACCCUGGCCAUGCCUGUACAAGCUGUUGAACCUUAGGAAGAUGCACACUCCCCCUGAUUCAAGCCUCAAGUCAUUGAUGGUCCUCCACAGGGUUGGUCUAGACUGUAACUACAGACAGGUCCAUAUGGACUGCAAUAUGCAGAAGGCUGUAAAUCUGAAUAGUUUCAAAGAUGUUCAUAUUAAAUCAGCGGUGGAGACUACUCUAACUGGUGUUAAAGAGUUAAGGCCCCUGACUGAUUUAAAGUUGGAAGUAAAAGAUAUGGAAAUCAAAAGUGUGAUUGUGACUCUCACUUAGUUCAACCACAAACAAAACCUAUUGUGUCAUUUUCAUGUUUAUUCAAGAUAUGCUUAUGAUGUUUAGAUGUUUUUUAAUUGAAAUUAUGCUUCUAACUGCGAGAUUCUUGCUUCAAAACUGUGAUUAUAUUUUAUUAUUGAGUUUGUUGAUUUUAUGCAAAGGAGCCGUCAAUGUAGUUGUUUUACAGUGAUCAGUAUUAAAAUAUAAAUUGUAUCAUUUAAUUGUUACACUUAGGGCAUUAAUGACUUCUUGUCAUUUAAAAGCACAUUAGUAUGUAAUCCUGUGUGAAUGUAUGACUUUAAGUGUUUAUAUUUAAUGAUGUUCCGUUUGUUGAUCAUGGUACCUUCACUAUCAAACUGCCUUGAAUUUUUAUUGCUUAUUAUGUUUCUGUAUGUUGACCUAGCAUACUUUGUUGGUAUUGUAGGGGAAUGUAGUGUUUUUGUGAAACAUCUUUUAUAAAUAUAUCAAAUGUAUUAUAGUAUUUUAACACAUUCCCUUCACAUUUUUAAGCACUGUUCUUGAAAUUAUUACAUUGAUAUCAUCUGUCAGUUUUAAUCAUUAUUGAUUAGUUCAGUAAAUUCAUGAUUGAGUGAGUGUAUUCGCAACAAAUUUUAAAACAUUAAAUUUAUAGUACAUGUCCAAAAUGUAUUGAAACAGUAAUAGCACAAUGACUAUUGCUUCCGACUGUAAAUUUUGUGACCAUUGCUUCUGUUUGUGGAAUUGUGACCAUUGCUUCUGACUGCUGGUCAAGACCAGCUGUAUGGGAAUGCAAAUAUUAUGAGAACAAAAGCUUGUAUCAAGUGUCUCUACACUCUAGUCUUGUUUUAGUCCAUAUUUUUUUAAACUGUUUCUUGUUAGCUGUUAUUGUAACUCCUUGUUUGUUGUGUAAUUUUUACCAACACUUUCAAAGGAAUUUCAUUUAUGUUUAACAUGAUUUUAAGUUAUUUAUAAAUUUUGUCAUAUCAAUUUUUCUGAUUUUUUGUGUUUAUGUAAGUUUCAAUUUUAAAUAUUUAAAAAUCAAAGGUCUAAUGCUAUCUAAAAUCAUUUUAAAAGGAUCUUUGAUGAUGCAUAUUAGGGUGUAUGGUGUAAUGUUUUGUGUAUACUUUUUUUUCUGACGUUGGUCCAUAAGGCUCAUGAAAUUAUCUUUUUCUUUGGCCUCAGCGUGUAAAGAAAUUGUGUGACCUGCAAUCUUUACUUUCCCUUUACAGGCAAAAGUAUCAAAUAGUAGUAGACUGAUGAAUGUUCUAUAGAAUAAACUCAGUAGGAUUGGAUUAAGUCACGUUCAACCCUGUUUGAUCACACAGCCUAUUAAAUGGCUUUUUCAUGUUAUGCAUUUUUUAAAAUUAUUUUUGUACUUUGAAUAAUUUUCUUAACACAAUGAGAUGUCAAAAUAUCAAAUGCCUUAGUUUUUUAAGACUAUAGAGAUUUUGAUGUCAAUUACUGCACUUUUUGAAAUUAAAAGUUGGAGCCUCAACAAUAAUACUGUAAUUAUUACCCUUGGUGGGUACCUAUUUUAGCUGAGUUGCUCACUGAUGGGCAUCACCAGUGUUUGAAAAUAUUGCUUUUGUCUGAAAAUAAUUCUUCUUGCUGUAUUUAAUUCUU